This is a messenger RNA of Budorcas taxicolor (takin), 918 nucleotides long. Its product is annotated as olfactory receptor 11H7-like. The transcript has a single exon. The record is from RefSeq and is a predicted model, not a curated record. Gene Ontology annotation, cellular component: membrane. Bases 1 to 918 code for a protein of 305 amino acids. Lineage: Eukaryota; Metazoa; Chordata; Mammalia; Artiodactyla; Bovidae.
AUGAACUUGUCUUCUGAGCACUGCAACAUGUCAGACUGGCUGAGGCUGGAAGCAACUGUGAAGGUCUCCGUGUACAUGGUGGCUUUCUCCUUCGCCACGCUCAUCACGGUCAUCAUUAUCACCAUCAUAUCACAGAAUUCAAAACUGAGGAAAGAGGUUCGAUACAUCCUCCUCUGUCACCACCUGCUGUGCAUCUCCUCCUACUGUGGCCUGGGGGUGGUUUUCCAAGGGAUGCGAGCCUUCCUGGCCAACAGCCCCAUCCUGGCAUGCUGGGUGGUGUUUGGGGCACAGCUGAGUGUUGGAGAAGGGAUCCUCUUCACUCUGGCCUUGAUGGCUGCCCAUACGUACCUGAUGAUCUGCUGGCCCUUGACAUCUGUGUCCUUUAUAGAUUCCAUUAAGUAUAAGCUUCUGGCUGGGACUUGGCUCAUUAUUAUACUGAAAAAUGCUUGCCUCUUCCUCAUAGAGGGCACUGGCCCUACUCAGAUUGCUCUUUUAAAAUCUGAACCCCUUUGCCCAGUGGUCUUGAAUGGCAUUCCUGCCAGAGCCAUUGGCAUGGUUUUCCUUUUCCUUCUUCUGUCUAUCAUUCUUGUAAGUUACUCCCUGAUAUACAAAGAAGGGAAACGGGCUGGCCAUUUUAAUAGGUCAAAUAUCAAAGCAAGGAAAACAGUCCUUAUUCAUUUAGUACAAUUGGGCUUGCACAUAAUACCAACUCUGUUAUUCAUUGGUUUAGGAAAGAUGUGUGGAGUGUUUUUCUUUGCUUUAAAUCUGGUGCUUUUUGGAGUCUUUGCCUUUGCCCAGUGUUUCAACCCUCUGAUCUAUGGGCUCUGGAAUAGAGAGUUGCAAAGCAGAUUAUACCACUGUAUGUGCGGUCAACUGUGGUGUGGUCACCGUGGUGUGACUAGCAGAGUGUCAGUUUAA